Molecule: messenger RNA, 1626 nt
Organism: Chenopodium quinoa (quinoa)
Lineage: Eukaryota; Viridiplantae; Streptophyta; Magnoliopsida; Caryophyllales; Amaranthaceae
Exons: 4
Coding region: 1-1626 (541 amino acids)
Source: RefSeq, a predicted model, not a curated record
AUGUUUAAAGAAGCUUGUGUAGACCACAUUAUACGCAUCAAAUCUGACCAUGCCCCUAUUCUACUCCACUACAAUGAUUUCACAACAAAAAAGAAGAAGAAAAAGAAAAAAGGUUUCAAAUUUGAGACCUUUUGGCUCACAGACGAGGCUUGUGAAGAAAUUGUCAAAGAUGCGUGGGAGGGGAAUGAAAAUUCGGACAUAAUGGGCAAGGUGACUGUGGUGGGAAGAAGGUUGCAAAUGUGGAGUGAUGAACAUUACAACAAGCUGGGUAAGCAGAUAGCAGAUACCGAGUAUGCUCUUCAAAAGGCACAAGAAAGGCCGAGCAAUGAAGAGAGUUGUAAAACUUGCAUUGAGCUUGAGCAGAAGUUAGAAGAGUUAGAAGGAAAAUAUGAGUCAUAUUGGCACAUAAGAUCGAGAGUUGCGGAGGUAAGGGAAGGGGACAAAAACACGAGAUAUUUCCACCACAAAGCCUCUCAACGUCAAAGAAAGAAUACUAUAAGUGGUCUUUGGGACGGGAAUGGUAUCUGGAGAGAAGAUGAGGAGGAGAUAGCCACCAUCGUCAGCGACUACUUUGAAGAUAUUUUUACAUCUUCGAAGCCAACAAAUGCUGCCUUUGACCACGUGCUCACCAAAGUACGAGCUGUAAUUUCACAGGCCAUGAAUGACAGACUCACGAGACCAUAUACGAAGGAAGAUGUUCAGUUGGCUCUUAAGCAAAUGCACCCUAGCAAAGCCCCGGGUCCGGACGUGAUUAGGUUGAAAGAUGUGUUAAAAGAGAUUAUUUCUGAAAAUCAGAGUGCCUUUGUUCCGAGUCGUUUGAUUACUGAUAAUGCUCUUAUUGCUUUAGAAUGUUUCCAUUCUAUGAAGAAGAGAAGUAAGGGGCGAAAGGGCCAUAUCGCUAUGAAGCUAGACAUGAGCAAGGCUUAUGAUCGGGUUGAAUGGGGUUUUUUACGGCAACUAUUGUUAAAAAUGGGUUUUGAUGGGAGAUGGGUCAACUUGAGUAAGGCAGAAAAAGGGGAUAUUCAUGGUGUGAAGGCUAGCAGAAAGGGUCCGGAAAUUUCUCAUCUUCUCUUUGCAGAUGACAGUUUACUCUUUACUAGAGCUACCCGACAGGAAUGCUCAAACAUUGUUGAUAUUCUCAACCAGUACGAAGCAGCAUCAGGGCAAAAAAUUAACUACGAAAAGUCGGAAGUAUCUUUUAGCAGAGGGGUGAAAACUGAGCAAAAAACAGAGAUUUUGGGGAUUCUGAAUAUGAAACAGGGUUGGAAGGAAAAGAUGCUAUCCCAAGCUGGGAAAGAAAUUCUUUUGAAGUCCUUAAUCCAAGCGAUUCCUACCUACCUUAUGGGUGUGUACAAAUUUCCCAUAGAGGUGGUGAGAAAGAUUCAUUCAGCUAUGGCUAACUUUUGGUGGGGCCAAAGUGAGGAUCGAAAGCGCAUACAUUGGAAGAGUUGGGACUCAAUGUGUACUCUUAAAUGUUUAGGAGGCAUGGGGUUCCGAGAUUUAGAAGUUUUCAAUGUGGCCCUUCUAGGUAGACAAGCAUGGAGAGUGUUGACAAACACCACCUCACUUCUUAGCCGAGUGUUGAAGGCUAAAUACUAUAACAAUUCGGACUUCCUUGGCGCUUAA